Molecule: messenger RNA, 9252 nt
Organism: Microcebus murinus (gray mouse lemur)
Lineage: Eukaryota; Metazoa; Chordata; Mammalia; Primates; Cheirogaleidae
Source: RefSeq, a predicted model, not a curated record
AAUAGAAAAACUUGGGGGUAACUGGUGGAUUAAAACAAAAGAAGAAGAACAGGAAAAAAGAAAAGACAAGGCGGUGAGAUUCGUAAUCCCUGGUGUCGCUCAGGUCCUCCUUUCUUUCUGAGAACUGAGAGCGUUGACUUUUUCAAAGCCUCUGCCACUUUGGACUGUACCCGCAGGUGCAGGACCAGGCUGGCACGGGACACUCUGAGCAGCCCCGCUGUCACCAGGAGGGAUGUUCUAGCUCCCAGCUUAUUGACGUGUGUCUGUACUUACAUAGCAAGAUCACAGUAGUCAGCCUGUACAAAGUUAUUUGAAAAGAGCUUUCCUUAAUUUUGAGGUGAGAGCUUUCUGCUUAUACUAUAAAAUGAUUACAUUGAGUCUGAACUUGAUAUCUGCAAAAUAGAAAUUAUCCUGGUUUUGAAAAGUUAGUCCUUUUGCUGCCUGCAGGCUUGGCUCUCAGGGCGCGCAGGAAACCUCAGGAAAACCCUCAGUCACUUUAAGGCUACUUUAGGUUAUGUUUGAAAUGUAUUUUUAAAAUUUGUCAAACAUCGCUGGUGAUUCCUAAGGACCCUUAGGAGGGUGUGAUUGUUUUUCCUUGUAGUUGCAGGCAGAGUAUAUGGCAUCUAGUGAGUGAAAACGCGGUGAUUCCUUAGGGUCUCACAGUUCACAGCAUUCAAAUGCGGUUUUCAUUCUCUCCUGGGGCUGGAGCCCACCCAGAGUGCAUUUCAAUGCCCCGCACUUUGCUUAGGUUACCCACUCAUAAUCCCCCACCUUGCUACAGACAGCAUAUUUCAGCUCUGAGGUUCCUUGUUUUAAACUUCCAGAGACAAAAUGGUAUUGAAGAAAUACCUCCUUCCUGGUCAAAUCAACUAUUGUUAAGAGAGGAAAAUUUAUGGAAGUUGAAAAUACUAUGUAUGCUAUUUAAGCCUUCAUAAAAAUUCAAAUGCUUUUAAGAAUUGGUUUACCUGGUUAUGAGUUGGGGAGGGGAGAGAAACCUGCAGGAAAAUGUCUCCAGCCGUCUUGAAUUUAUUUCUUUGUUUGAAGAUAUUUGUUGGGUGAGGUUCUUUGGACUCUUCUUUUACAUGGGAUUUUUAAGAGUAACAAUUGCAGUAUUAUUUAUGUUAGAAUGUGUCAGAAUUGUUUCAGCAACGAAUCUUAUUAUUUGGUCUGUGGCUUAAAAUUUAAACAGGGACAAAUAUUCGUGACAGGGAGAUUCACCUCCUUACGUUGGCAUCUUAUAAUAUGCAGAACAUGUUAAAGAAAUGACUUGUAAUCAGACAUAAAAAUAGUAAUGUUGCAUUUUUAAAAACUACACCAUUCUGGUUUGAUAGAACGUGUCUGAUUUCAAGUUCUCCCAAGAACGACAUGUGUGUCCAUACCUUUUUAUAUGGAAAAAAAUGCUCUUCCCAGUGUUGCGUUUCACCAGAACUGGUGACCAAAACAUUUUAUUGAGUUAAAUGGUCAGGUUUUCUUCCUCUUUUGCUUCAUGGUGAGAGUCCAAGGAAGGAAUUUAGAGACUCUACAGUGUUUGUUUCAUUCAUCAGUGUUCUAACUAGAAUGUUACAUCUUGGAAAACUACACAUCCCUCAAAAUUCUGGAACACUGCAGCAAUAAUAGCCACCAUUACAGUCUCACGGGAGACCUCAAGGGCUGCAAACUCAGUGUGGAUGGGUUAGGUCUGCCUCUUGAAGAGUUUGUGCAUAGUGAUCAGCUGUGGCUGUGUUUGCAGUCUUUCCCCUUACUGAAAAAUUAAGGUCAUAGUGAAUUUAUUGGCCAAGAGGCAUAAAGAAAGCCCAACCGAGCUGCAGGCACUGUGUCUUCCUUGCUUGGCUAGAGAAUUCUAGUUUGGGAAUGGUGGUUCUUUGGUUUGGAGAAUUCUUUUUUUCUUGAUUUGGAUUUGUGUUUUUCACAUUUGGUUAAUACAGUAGCAUGUUGUCAAUAUGAACGUGAAAACUUUUGAAAUUUGAAAGAAUACUCUCUCUCACACACACACAUGUAUUUCAAGAUUAUGAGUUAGUAAUAGAUAAAGGAAAUAAAGAAAUCCCAUGCAUAUGUGCACACAGGACAGAGAGAGGGGCAUGGGGACAGUGUGGAACAGAGUUUUAACAUCAAAAAGACUUGACCUAAGUAAUAAAGGUCCCUCCUUUUUUAUAACCUUUUGCUAAAACAAAAUGGGUUUUCCUAUUUGUAAUGGUGAGUUUAAGCAUUGAUGUUAGCAUUUGGGAUGUUUCGUAAUUUUUUGUAUUCAUGUAAUAUAACUGCAGUUAAUAAAGAACUCAUUAAGGAUGGAAUCGUUUUGUGGCAUUUUUCCCUCCUCUAAUCUUUGGAAUUAUGAAAUAAUUUCAUUAUGAAAUAAGUAUUGCUUCUAGUUAUGAUAUUCUAAGGGAGAUUUGUGUAAGCGAAUCCACCUCACAGAAGGUAAACUAGGACCCCUUUCGGGUUUGCUGGAAACCCUUGCCUUCUGACUCCUCUGUUUGUAAGACUGACAAGCAUUUGGGGCUUCAUGACUCCUCCUUUUAGUGACAAGGGUUGCUGCAGCUCCUGAAUGGACUGCGAAUCUUGCUCUCUCAUAUUAAUGGAGACUUCGGGGUACUUUAUUUGAUAUGUGUGUCAUAUAAUCAUUCCAUUUUAUGGGAGAAAACACGAGAUGUGAAAGCAGCAAGCGACCCAUCCUUUUGAGGCUUACACAAGGAGAAACAUGAAUUCAUUUCACAUCUUGAAACACAUUGUUUUAUUUUGCUCCAAAAAGGCACAUACACAUUUUUAAAAUAGGCUUUAGAAAGGCUGAGUUUCAGCAAAUCAGUGUCUCUGUCUCACACACACACACACUUAAAAUUCAGAUGAGGAAUGGGGUAGGAAUGGGGUUUUGUCUGGGGCAUAGGGCAGCCAAAACCAAACUGUAGCAGCAAUAAAACUGCUUUUAUCAUGGUGCUGACUAAACGCUCACACUGGUUUCUUCAUAUAGACCAUGGCUUCACUGUAUUUCUUUGCAGUUUCAUAAAUGACUUCGUACCUCAGGUUACCUUUUUAUAUCUCCUGGAAUAUGUACUUAAAUCCUUAGAUUUUCAUUGCCAUUGCUUUAAUAGCUUUUGCUUGAUAUAGUUUUUAAAUGUUUGAUGAUAUUGUAACAAAUAGUUUUGAGACAUUCUGAAACACUAAGGGUGAAGUGCUUCAUAUUACAAGUAGAGUACAGCAGCAAACAAAAGAAGGUUUGUGAAAGUUCUUAAGGGAGAUGCGAGUGCCUGCUGCUGCUUUGGUGUGUCCCUGGCAGUUGCCCCUGAGGAGACCCAAAGGGAGAGCAACUGAGGCCUAAUCCACAUGCAACUGCCACACUGUUUCAGUUGAUGUUUCUCCUUCUCAUGUUUGACUGUGAUAAAUAGGUAGAUAGACGCCAGAGGUGUCUUCAACCAACCACCUGGUGAGGAACUGUUAAAAAUGGUGAAAACCCAGGUCGCAGGUGCAGCGGCCAUUUCUUGCCCCGGUUACAGGCUGGCCCUAUUUCUUUUCCACCAUGGCCAUUUCUGCCUUUGGGGAACUCACAAUUCCUGUUGACUAAAAGAGCACCCUUUCCACCACAAGCCUGACAAAUCAGACGUCCACAUAAUUUCUGAACUCAUUUUGGUUAGGACAGGAAGCACAGGCUCCUUUCCUGUCUGUGUUUUCCUGAGAGAAAACCAUCUUCCCUCCUUUUUUGCAUAUUUGGCAAGUGGUUCCACCUUCCUCUGAGCCGCAGAGGAGUGUGAAGGCAGCGGUGGAAGCGUUCAGGAGGAGGAGGAGAAGGACACGGAGGCCCUGGGUCCUCCCAGUCUGGAUUUGUGUGGGACAGGCAGCUCCUGCUUGGCCUCGGCGAGCCAGAGCUGGUUGAUAACCUGAGGACAAUGGAUGCUGAUGACAGUCAAGACAUGUCCCAAGUUUCAGGGAAGGAAAGCCCCCCGGCAAGCGACACUCCAGAUGAUGGUGACGAGCCCAUGCCUGUCCCUGAGGACCUUUCCACCACCUCUGGAGGACAGCAGAGCUCCAAGAGUGAGAGAGCAGUGGUUACAUAUGGGGCUGAUGACUUUAGGGAUUUUCAUGCAAUAAUUCCCCAAUCUUUCUCUCCCGGUAAUGUUAAAGUAGAGACUCAGAGUGAUGAAGAGAAUGGGCGUGCCUGUGAAAUGAAUGGGGAAGAAUGUGCGGAGGAUUUACGAAUGCUUGAUGCCUCGGGAGAGAAAAUGAAUGGCUCCCACAGGGACCAAGGCAGCGCGGCUUUGUCGGGAGUUGGAGGCAUUCGACUUCCUAACGGAAAGCUAAAGUGUGAUAUCUGUGGGAUCAUUUGCAUCGGGCCCAAUGUGCUCAUGGUUCACAAGAGAAGCCACACUGGGGAGCGGCCCUUCCAGUGCAACCAGUGCGGGGCCUCCUUCACCCAGAAGGGCAACCUGCUCCGGCACAUCAAGCUACACUCUGGGGAGAAGCCCUUCAAGUGCCACCUCUGCAACUAUGCCUGCCGCCGGAGGGACGCCCUCACAGGCCACCUGAGGACGCACUCUGUUGGUAAACCUCACAAAUGUGGAUAUUGUGGCCGAAGCUAUAAACAGCGCAGCUCUUUAGAGGAACAUAAAGAGCGCUGCCACAACUACUUGGAAAGCAUGGGCCUCCCGGGCACGCUGUACCCAGUCAUUAAAGAAGAAACUAAUCACAGUGAAAUGGCAGAAGACCUGUGCAAGAUAGGAUCAGAGAGAUCCCUCGUGCUGGACAGACUAGCAAGUAACGUCGCCAAACGUAAGAGCUCUAUGCCUCAGAAAUUUCUUGGGGACAAGUGCCUGCCGGACCUGGCCUACGACAGCAGCGCCAGCUACGAGAAGGAGAGCGAGAUGAUGAAGUCGCACGUGAUGGACCAAGCCAUCAACAACGCCAUCAGCUACCUGGGGGCCGAGUCCCUGCGGCCGCUGGUGCAGACGCCGCCGGGCGCCGACGCGGUCCCGGUCAUCAGCCCGCUGUUCCCGCUGCACAAGGGCGCGGGCGACGGCGGCCCGCGGCCCAGCCCCGCGGCGCAGGACGGCGCGGUGGAGAACCUGCUGCUGCUCGCCAAGGCCAAGCCGGCGCCCUCGGAGCGCGAGGCGUCGCCCAGCAACAGCGGCCACGACUCCACGGACACCGAGAGCAACGCGGAGGAGCAGCGCGGCGGCCUCAUCUACCUGACCAACCACAUGGCGCCGCACGCGCGCAACGGCCUGGGCCUCAAGGACGAGCAGCGCGCCUACGAGCUGCUGCGCGCCGCGUCCGACGGCGCGCACGACGCCCUGCGCGUGGUGAGCCUGAGCGGCGAGCAGAUGAAGGUGUACAAGUGCGAACACUGCAGGGUGCUCUUCCUCGACCACGUCAUGUACACCAUCCACAUGGGCUGCCACGGCUUCCGUGAUCCUUUUGAGUGCAACAUGUGCGGCUACCACAGCCAGGACCGCUACGAGUUCUCGUCGCACAUAACGCGCGGGGAGCACCGCUUCCACCUGAGCUAAGGCGGCCGCCGCCCCUGCGCCGCCCGGGCUGGCCGCUCCGCGCGCUGCCUUUCCAUUCAUAGGUGGUUUUGAUUUUUUUAAGUUGUUUCGGGUUUGAUUUGCUUUUGGAAACAAGGAGAUUUGUAUUGUUGCAGGCAGGGAGGCACCGGGCGCACCCAGAACUGCUGUCUCUCCCUAGAACUAGCUGAAACCCCUCACUUGCUGCUUCCUAGAGUCCCUUUCUCCAAAUAGUCGCAACGUGCAGAGAAUUAUGUGAAACAGGCCAAAGCCCGGGGAGGGGUGAGCUGGUGCCUGUGCUAAGCACGGGCUUUGUACACCAGGUGUCUUCCCCAGGUCCCCAGAAGCAGCACAUGGCCGGGGUGUUUCUCUGCAGGUGAGCAAACCGGACAGGUGUGUGGCUGCCUGGGAGGUCUGGAUGCAGUAGGGCCAGCGACCCAUGCCAAAGCCACAGCCACGAGCCACAUGCAUCUAGGGCAGAAAGCCUGCACCUUCUGAAAGAAAAUAGUAUUUUAAGUCAUAUUCUGCAUAGGAAAAUGAAUUGGGAAAACUUGUGUCUGUUGGGCUGCCUGGGCAGAGGGCAGGGGUGUUAGGGAGCCUGUUAGACCCCUCCUCGGUUUCUAGGCUUCGAGGGUGUCGCUCAGGCAAUGCUGGGCCUCCCUAGGCUUGGCCAGGUAGGAUGAACUCCGUCUUCCUGUGGGCGUAUCUGGAGAGCCCUGUUUCCUGCUUUUCCAUUCCCACGCCUUUAAUAGCCUAAAAAGUCUAUCACUACAUUUUAAACACCAGUCCCAAAAUUUGGACCUUAAUUCUUUUUGAACCUUUCAAACAGUAAAAUUCCUCAGAAACCAAAGCUUCAUUUCAAAUCUACACUCGUUUCUCUGGUUGUCUCUUCCUCGCCUGGCUGGUUGUACGUAAGACCUGAAGUCUAUUUUCCUACAGAAGUCCAAUCCUAGCCCUCAUUUUAAUUAUAUACAUUUGUUUGUAGCUGCAGGCCUGGAUUUCCUAGUGUUAGUAAAUUUCUUUCCCUACCCUCCUUGUAUAUUAUUCUUGUUUUAAAACCCAUAAAAUAAUGAUUUAGAAGGUUCAUUAAUUUUUAGAUCAAUGAUAUAUGUGAAGCCCAGGGUCUCUGUCACUAAUAUACAGAAUUCACCUGUUUGCAACUAAAUUUUCAAACAUGCUGACACUCUCUACCAUAAAGACAAAGCAGCAUGUGUGUCCACACAGAUAGGAUGAGUGGUUUGCAACUGGUAUUGCUGAAGGAUAUUGGAAUUUACAGAGCAAUCGCCUGCCCAAUCCGGAUGCCCCAGAGAGUAAGGGCCAGCAGGUCUCCCAGGAAAGGCAGGAGGCCACCCCGCCCACCCGUGCUAAGGCAUGGAUGCACUGAGGCCCGAGUCAAGUGUGUGGGGGUUCUAGUCGCACCCAGGAAGAGUGUCUCUCAAGAUUAAUGCCAUCAUUAAGGUCAUUACUCCCAACCAAAGAAAGAUAUACAAUUUCAAAUAUUUAUGGUACUUGUCUUUGCCAAAACCGUACUAAAGUGAACAUGAAGAAACAGAGGGGAAAUUGUAUAUAAGCAUCUCAGCAUUUAAUUUAAACCAGGGGUCUUAGUCUCAGCACUGCUGACAUUCUGAGCUGGAUGAUUAUUUGUUGUGGGGAAACCUUCCCGUGCUUUGUGUGGUGCUCAGCAGCAUCCCUGGUGGCGACCCAGCAUAUGCCAACAGUGUCCCCGAUUGAUGAUUGCCGUUCUCACACGUCCCAGGGGCAGGGGUAGGCGAACACUCCUGGUCGAGAACCACUGAUCUAAAUGAAUUCUAAACCAAUCAAAGGUCUGGGAAGCCUUCCAAAAAUAAAAGCACUUGAAGAAUUUUCUCAAUCAGCAAUAUUAAGUGGGACUUGUUCUCCUUUAGAAUCACAAAUUCUAUAAAUGAAUUAUUCUUCCUUCAGUCUUCAAAAAUGUAUUUCCUUGUGGACAUUUGGGUUUUGUUGAGAGGAGGGAAUUUACAAAGAUAUCAUUCUUGAGUCAUAGAUUUCUUUGCUUACAGAAUGGUGUGGCAUUUUGAAACUGGAAUAAAUAAAAUUGUAAUAAUUUACCUUCUGCCACACCGGUGCGCUGAGUGAAGGGAGAGAGAGGCAGGGUGGUGGACAGCUGUCGUUCAAUAUGCCAGUGCAGAGAAACAUAUGCCUAUCCAAAUUAGUACCUUCAAAGAUUUAAUAUCUUAAAUCUCCAAGAGCCUCCUUAGAUUUCCGUUUUCCUGGCAAAUUUCACCUACCCUGUUCUUUUCCAUCCACCCCACAGAGACAGUUGGUUGACAGGAAUUACUUUUUAAGUGGGUCCAAACAAAGCUUAACCCAGAACUGUAAAUAGUGGCAGCAGGAAUUCUUUUCUAAAAUGCCUUUCCCUUUCCUCUCACUGCCUUUUAUAGCCAAUAUAAAUGUCUAUUUACAUAUCUUUUGUUGUGGAUUUAUAUUGUAACACCAUUUUUCUUUGAAGCUAUUGUAUUUAAAGUAAGGUUUCAUAUUAUGUCAACAAGUAAUUAAAUUAUGUUUGAAAGGUGGCCAUAUUAUGUACCAAAAGUUGCUGAAGUUUUUCUUCUAGCUGGUAAAUGUAGGAUUUUGCAUGAGCUCACACUUUUUGUUCUGUGGUUUGUUCUGUUGUAUGAUGGCGUGAGUGUGUGUCUUGGGUACCACUGUGUACUGCUAUGUGCGUAGAUUCCCUGCAUCCUCACUGUAUUUAAAAUAAAUAUCAGAGACAGGAGGGUUACCAGUAGCAGGCUGACCUGUUGAGUACAGCUAGAAAUCGCUGUUUCUCAUUCCCUCCGCCUCCCUGUCACCCCAGCCUCCCACGAUGUGGCAAGCCUGGCCUCCGCUCUUUGCUCCACGCUUCUUCUGUAAUUUGUACCUAGACGGUGUGAUUGUCCUAAUUCCAAGUCACUAAAAGUCAUUGCAUUAUUGCUGCAUUAUCACCAAAGGGCAUGUCCCAGCACCAAUUGUUUCAGGUACCAGCAUGUUCCAUUUCAAAUUUAGAAUCAACCAGAUAAUAAAAUCUUAGAAUCUUCAUUGAGAAAGAGAGCUGCCUGAGAUAUGGGUUUAUUUUAUGGGUUUCGCCCCUAUUUUUGUGCUUUUUCUUCUUGUUUUGUUUUGUUUUGACUGCACUGUGACUCUUGUAGCACCCUCUUCCUGCCAAAACAAAAGCGAGAGGAACUGGACUCCAUGUAGACCAGUCAUGACACAAACGUGCUUCUCCACGCUUCACUUCUUCAGUUCCAGCAACAAUGAUCGGUCAACUCUGUUUAAAAUCCAGGUCUCUCUCUUUUGUUUCAAUGUUUUUUACUUUAAAAUGAGCCAAAAUUAGACUUAUUUAAGAUGUACAGGCAUCGAAAAAAAGAAGCACAUAUGCUUUUGGUGCAAUGGCACUCACUGUGAACACAUGUAAUCAGAUUUUAAUAUGCAAUAUUGUUUCCAAUACUUUCUAAUACACUUUUUUAUAAUGUUGUGUGUGGUGAUUGUUAAGGUUGAAUCUGUUUGUACCUAAUACAGCUGUAGGUCUUUAACUGCCCUUCCAGCAAGUACAUGCACAGGAUUGUAAAUGAGAAAUUGCAGUCAUAUUUCCAUUCUGCCUCUGGGACAAUGUUAAAUUACUGCUGUUUGGCUGUGAACAAGGGAUGUACCACUGGAGGAAUAGAGUAUCCUUUCGUACACAUUUUGAAAUGCUUCUUCUGUAGUCAUAGAACAAAUAAAUGCAACGAAUACUCUGUCUGCCCUA